Molecule: messenger RNA, 1455 nt
Organism: Seminavis robusta
Lineage: Eukaryota; Bacillariophyta; Bacillariophyceae; Naviculales; Naviculaceae
Source: the annotation of a GenBank genome assembly
AUGCAUGCCGACGACAUUGAUGACGGAUUCAAGACUGAUAGUGAAGACGAUGCUGCAUCAAGGCUAUCCCUGAAGCUUGACACCGAUUACUGGGAUGAGUCCAUCCCAUUUGAUCCCAACGCAUUCGGAUCCCCGACCUUGGCUCAUUUCGAUCCAAUGUCACCCCAGUACCAAGGUACCCGACGUACACCUCCAACACCACAGACAGCUUCCGUGAACCCCCAGCUAGUGACUACGACUACUACCGAACCCUCACCCGCUGGAACUGAUGCCAUCCGUACUCACAUGAACCCCCCAUUUCACCAAGUACAAGUCCCUGUUCCCAUGAAGCAGCGACUCUCGGUGCAACUCGACACCGCCGCCGAUGCGACCACCAUCCUCAGUGAUCACGACGCAUAUCCCUCCGGUGAUGAGCAGCGAUUCCAUACUGAUGAUGAACGUUCCCUGGAGCCCACAAUGCCUUCAAACCUGAAGUCUCCACCUCCUGUACAGCCGUCUGCCGACAAUGACGACGGACCCGACACCGAGGAAUUUCUCAGCGACCACGAAUACGAUGACGAAUACACCGAAAGUGAUGUCCCCGCUCUGACACCCCGCGCGUCUCGUCUCUACUCUGCCACGGACGAUGAUGAUGAUGCCUUUGAUACUGCAAUUCACAGCAACCGUACUAUCCUCCAAGAAGCGCUGGCUGAACAGGCAGCAUUGAACCUCCGCGCGCAAUCUGUCAACACUACUGAUUCCGCUCAUGACAUUUCUCCAGACAAGCCUGCUGCGAAAUCUCCGACAGAAGUCCAGACAUUGACGGUUGCCUCGGUCAACUCCUUUGAGACCCAGGCCGACACAUCUCCUGUCGAGCUAUCCAGCUCUCCUCCCGCGACUCCCAAGAUUGCGAAUAUGCAACCGGAUGCCGCUGACGACGACUUCAAUCUCGCCUACAUGAUCCCCGACACUAGUGCAACGCCUUCUCUUGUUACUCGUGCCAUGCCAGGAUCAUCCAUGACACAACGCACGACUCACCGGCGUCCUAACCUCCAUGUUGACCCCAACAUCGUUGCGGAUACCAAAGGCGAGAUUCCCCAACCAUCAUGGAACAAAGUCACCUCCAAGAAGAAAGGGAACAAGAAGACGCGGAAGAAGAAGAAGAAGAAGAAAGCUACCUGCCCUUCUACCAGUAACAUCUGUACUGAACUGUGCUCUCCCAGCAAUAAGAAAUCUGACUCUUCCUCCUCUUCUCCCUCCUCUUCCCCCCUCUUCCGAGAAUUCCAACUCCAAACCCUCUCCUACACAGGGUUUUGCCUAGGCCGGGCCCGUACUCCUCGUACGGCUCUGCAGGCCAUCUCACAACGGGCAAACGAAAUAUACACCGGGACACACGACCAGGCCACUACGGCAGUGUCUUCCGUUCCUUAUGGUCAACCCCGCACCAUAUACCGCUACACCGUGAACACCAACAUU